This is a messenger RNA of Macadamia integrifolia, 2186 nucleotides long. RefSeq lists its product as uncharacterized. Gene Ontology annotation, cellular component: membrane. The transcript has 2 exons. The coding region runs from base 1127 to 2095 and encodes 322 amino acids. NCBI's taxonomy places the organism in Eukaryota, Viridiplantae, Streptophyta, Magnoliopsida, Proteales, Proteaceae. The record is from RefSeq and is a predicted model, not a curated record.
ACCUUCAAUUGUUCUUCUGAGAUUUUUAUUCUUUCAAGAAUUACUACUCUCUCUCUGUCUGUCUGUCUCUCUGGCUUCGAGUCUCCAUUCUUGUGGUUCUUCUGAAAUUUGUUACUUCGGAUUCUCUCUUCUUUUAGAGGUAUUCGUUUUCAAGAUUCUCUACAUCGAUCGCUUCAUCACCGGUAGCUGCCAAUCUGUCUGCGAAAUUUUUGGUGAUAAAGAGUUCUUCAGGAAGCAUCUCACAUUAUGGCUAUGGAGCUUCCUGUGCUACGCGAUGCGGGUUAGUUAGGGUUUAUGCUUCUCUUCGUCUCCACUGAUUGAAUUUUCUGUAAAUUUAGAAACGAAAUUCUCUGCAGAUUUUUAGCAUUUCCAGUGGCUCUUUCUUGCAUUGGAAUAUUUUCUUGAAGCAAUCAAAGAAGGUAUUGCAAGGAAUAUCGCAAGUUUUUAGGGUUUUCGGCAUGUUCUGGUGUGCUAUUUAGCUUGUUUUGCUCAAGAAAUGGCAAGUUUUCGGGAGGAUUUAGAGGUUCCUUAUUUGUUCAGAUGAGUGAUUUGGAGGAUUCCGUUCAAGAAAAGCCGAAGACUGCUGCCAUUGCCAAGGACUGAGUUUCAGUAGAGCUGUUUAGUGUUACUGCGACUCGUGUUAAAUUUGGUUACUCCUUCCUCCAUUAUCAGAUAACGAAGUCGGUCUUCCCAACUGUUUGAAGAAUUCUUGAAUCAUCCACAGCUGCUUCGUAUUCUCAUUUUCCAAAAUUUUCGUUCCAGUGAGAAGUGCUGAAAGAGUCUGGAUUUUGUCUGGACUGAUAUAGCUGGGCUGCUUUUUUGUAUAUCCUCUGUGAGCCUCUUUACAAAGAUUCUCUAAGGGGGAAAAAGGAUCGAAGACGUAAGUCUGUAACGGUUCAAAGCUUCAAAGUCGCUUUAUUAUCCAGGGAGAUGUAUCUUUAGCUUACGGAGGAUCGUUGGUUUCAUUAUUGAUAUUGUUCUUCUUUGCUCUGGUUCAGAGGAGAACGCAUUCUUGCUGUGUUCGUCUGACUUGAGGCAUCUGCAGCGGUUCUUCUCGGUUCUCUGCAUUCUUGAAGUGUGAUUGUGUGGUUUUAGUUUUGAUUACUAAAAUAAUUAGGAAGCAUUGAUGGGGCUUCUUGGAAGUCUCGCAAUGCUUCUCUCGGUUCUCUGCAUCCUGUGCUUGCCGGGACUUAGAGCUGAAUCGCAUGGAGCUUCAAUCGACCUUGCAAGAGCAAGAUCGCUGGAUGUACUUCUUCAAGACUAUGCUUACCGAGCUUUCAAUAGACCCCGAACCGGCAUCGCCUAUGAUGGAAAGGUCCCCUCGAAUUUGACUGGAAUUACUAUUUCUGCGAUGAGGCUCAGGCGUGGUAGCUUAAGAAGAAGAGGUGUUAAUGCCUACAAGGAAUUUGACAUUCCCACUGGAGUUGUAGUUGAACCAUAUGUGGAGAGGCUUGUUCUGGUAUACCAGAACCUUGGAAAUUGGUCGGCGGUCUACUAUCCACUUCCCGGUUACAGCUACUUAGCUCCUGUUGUGGGUCUUCUCAGCUACGAUGCUUCCAAUUUAUCUGCAACGAAUCUGCCAGAAUUGGGUCUUACAGCGACCGGUCCGCCCAUUUCAAUCAGUUUCUCUGGUGUGAGAUCGGUUCCAGGUGGGUCAACUGCAAGAUGCGUUAUGUUUGAUCUACAGGGGAUGACGAUAUUUAGCAAUGUCUCUUUUGGUAAUGUCUGUUCUUCAAUUGAACAAGGCCAUUUCGGCAUUGUGAUCGAGUCUACUGCGCCUUCUCCUGCUCCUGUGCUACCGCCACCACCGUCACCGACGCCAGCGCCGUCUUCUUCGAAGAGUGGUCAGAAGAAUGACAAUAAAAAGUGGUGGAAGAUUGUAGGGUCUUCGUUUGGUUCGCUGAUAGUGUUAUCUCUGUUGCUGAUGCUGGUACUAUGGGUUCAGAAAUACAUGCAGCGUAAAGACUUGGAAGAGAUGGAGAAUAUUUCGGAGUUUGAAGAAGCGCUACAGAUAUGCAGAAUAGGGGCGACAUUUGCUCCCAUGGCGAGGAGUACCCGAACACCACCGGUGCUGGAGAGCGAAAUUGUGCCUUAGGUUUUCGCCAUUUUGUACUAUACUGAAAAGUCUUAGUGUCUUACCACCAUUCAUAUUCACUUCAAACUCAAUUCAUGAAUUUGUGCAGAGA